CACGUGUACAUAUAUUCGUGCGCACAAAUACUCUCUCUCUCUCUCUCUCACGUACCCACGCCACUGUAAAGUGUGCAGGAUUAUUCAUACCUUCGCAGCACUGGUCUCUGGAUACUCGGACGGAUUGCGUUAAAUACAGGUUUUUAAGAGAACUGAAUUGCAGAACAAAAAACAGAUUCAAGGAAAACGUAAUUUUAAGAACAUGGCUGAAAAUGAGGAAUAUCGAUUAAGAUCAAACACAGGAAUAACUACAGAUAUAUCAGAUAAAGACAUUUCGCGUCUUUUUAAAAAAUGUGGAACUUUUGGACGUUAUCAGCGUUGGUUAUACUCUUAUCUUUUCAUCACAAAGAUACUAACGGGAUCUUCAGGAAUGAGUUUAACAUUUAGUACUGCAAAUGUUCCCUUCUUAUGUUAUCCUCCAAACUUUAAUGCUUCGUUGAUUCCUGCAAACCUUACAGAGAAUGAAUAUUUACAAAUGCUUCAACCUGACGGCGACGAUCAAUGUUCUGUAUAUAACAAUAGUUUCACUGGGACAUAUUAUACAACACCAUCAAGUAAUUCAUCUAAACUACAGUGUUCUUAUGGACGGAAAUUUCUGACGGAGAAUUUUUCUACAAUUGUAAGCGAGUUCGAUUUGGUGUGUGAAAGAAAAUGGCUAAAAUCCACUUUGCAGUCGGUUUAUUUUGCUGGUUAUCUUGUUGGAUCAUUUGUAACUGGUAUCUUAGCUGACAGAAUUGGACGAAAACCUUGCUUCUUUCUAACAGCCACAUGUAUAACUGUUUGUGGAGUGAUUAAAAUCUUUGUAUCAUCACUCACCCUACUCACGGUCUUCUACUUUAUGCAGGCUUUCGGUGUCUUAGGGUUUUUGGUCACUCUUUAUUCCUUACUUAUGGAGUUGACGUCGGUAAAGCUACGCACACCUGCUAAUUUUAUGUUAAUGGCGAGCUUCACUGUCGGUACAAUGAUGCUAACAGGGCUUGCUUAUGUUAUGCCUCAUUGGAAAAAUUUGGAAUUAACAGUGUGUCUUUUACCUGUAAUCAAUUGUUUCUCUUGGAAGUGGAUCCCCGAAUCUCCAAGAUGGCUCAUUGGUAGAAAACGGUUCGCAGAGGCACAAGCAAUUUUUCGGAAUAUUAUGAAGAUAAAUAAAAAACGUCACGUGGAAAUAUUAGAUAUUCUAAAAACCAACGAAGAGUUCUCACAAGAAAAUAACUUUCAAGAAAAUAUGCUCGAGAAAACAAUAAAACCGAAGCGAAAGAAUUUUAGUUUUAUCGAUCUAUUUAAAACAUUCCGUCUAGCAAUAAUCACAUGUAAUAUUUGCUUUAGUUGGUUUGCCAUGAGUAUGUUAUACUACGGAGUGAUUCUGAAUUCUGUUGACAUGGCUGGCGACCGUUACAUAAAUUUUCUGUUAAUGGCAACUGUGGAGUUACCCUGCUACUUGACAUCUUAUUAUUUAUUCAACUGUAUUGACCAUCGGAAGCCUAUUAGUUUUUUUAUGAUGUUUAGUGGAAUAAAUUGCAUCGUCUCAAAUUUUAUAACGAAAGGUUCAUUCUGGUUUCCUCUGAUCCUGGUUAUUCUAGGAAAAUUUGGAGUCUCUGCAGCUUUUGCUUCAAUUUUUCUUUUAUCAGCAGAAAUAUUUCCGACAGUUGUUAGAGCAAACGGAAUAGGGAUGGCUUCAAUGUUUGCCCGUCUUGGUAGUAUGUGUGCACCCUUCAUUCUUCAGCUCUCAUCCUAUGCCAAAUGGCUUCCUCUGAGUAUUUACAGCGUUCUUUCGAUUAUAUCCGGAUUAUUGUUGCUGUUACUUCCAGAAACGAAGGAUAAAGACUUACCUCAAGAAAUUGACGAUUUGGAUAAAUGGUAGAAAAUGACAUCGUACUAUAAGAAAGAGGGAGAAAGAGAAAGAAUAAAAAUGAUUACAAAGGCAAACCAUAGUAUUUUAGUUUACUUUAGUAAUUUUUAGUCUGUUUUUUUUUGUAAUAGUUUUAACGUUAUUUUAUUUUUACCCUUGUCUUACGACGAACACUUCGAGCGAUGGUUCCUUCUGACAA
Messenger RNA from Octopus sinensis (East Asian common octopus), 2045 nucleotides. Its product is annotated as solute carrier family 22 member 3-like. The coding region runs from base 203 to 1858 and encodes 551 amino acids. NCBI's taxonomy places the organism in Eukaryota, Metazoa, Mollusca, Cephalopoda, Octopoda, Octopodidae. The record is from RefSeq and is a predicted model, not a curated record. Gene Ontology annotation, biological process: transmembrane transport. The transcript is spliced from 10 exons. Gene Ontology annotation, molecular function: transmembrane transporter activity. Gene Ontology annotation, cellular component: membrane.